Messenger RNA from Caenorhabditis auriculariae, 7217 nucleotides. Lineage: Eukaryota; Metazoa; Nematoda; Chromadorea; Rhabditida; Rhabditidae. The record is from the annotation of a GenBank genome assembly.
AUGCCCGAUUUGGAAAUGAUUAUUUUAUAUUUGGAUGACAAAAUUCGAGAAGGCGAGCAAGUCCAGUUGAAGGUGAGGAUUUUAAAAGAUCCAAAAAAAACUAGGAAAAGUUGUAGAUUGGCUAUGAAGGAAAAAUAUCGAGCGAUUUGGGAGGCCUCUAUCAAACGACUUAUACCGAUUUGGAUGGGAAGAACAGGUUUGGAAAAAAAAAAUCGAAGAAUUCAGAAAGAUAUUUGAAAAGUUGACAGGUACUCUCUAACAGAAAGGAUCUUCAAAAUUUUCGUGAAAAUAUGAUAAAAAUCGUGAAACUAAUCAUGAUGCCGAAGUUUGACUUGUUAGAGAUGAUAAUAGACUUUUUGAUCGAGGAAAAUUUAUAAAUUACUGAAAAUUGUGGAAAAAAAUUGUUUUUCAGUGUUCGAAAUCUCAAAAUAAUAAGAAAACUUAGUGGAGUAGGUCUACGAUUCCAAAUUAAAAAAAAUUGGAAUUGAAUUUUUUUAGAACUGCUGUGACAACCCAAAUGGAGCCGACAAUGGCGCGAAAAAUGGUCCCUUGCUUCGAUGAACCCGACUUCAAGGUUCAUUAUCCUAAUAUUCAGAAAUACAAGAAAUAUUUUAAUUAAGGCCGUUUGGAUGGUCAAAAUAAUCCAUCCAAAAGGCACCAAAGCCAUCGCCAACGGAAUCGAAUUGUGUACGAAAAGGUAGAUUUUCCUCCAUUCUUCUCAUAAAAUCAAUUUUUUAAAGUUUGGACGAAAACUUCCAAGUGACCAAGUUCAAACCGACACCCAGAAUGUCGUCCUACUUGCUGGCAAUCUUUGUUUCGGAGUUCGAAUAUUUGGAAAAGUACACCAAAAAUGGUGUUCGGGUAUAGUCAAUGUUUCCCGCCUUGAUAGGCGAGGGAGGCAGGGGCAGGGGGCGGGACGCGUAGCGUGUGCGUACGCGGUUUUUGGCGCCAGUUCAAUUCAAGCGCCACCGACUAUUUAAAAAGCUCUGUCGCCGCUCUUUUUGUAUCUAUCCCACUACUUUUUGAUGCAAAAAUGAAAAAAAAAUCAAUAAAUAUUCAAAAAAAUAAAUGAAAAAGAGCGAAAAAAACGGGCUUUUCAAAGAGUCGAUUGCGGUUGAGUUGAACUCGUGCCAAAAAAACCGCGUGCGCACACGCUACGCGUUCCGGGCGGUUAAAACGAUUUUUGGCGGGAAACGAAAAUUCAAAAAAGAACUGUUUUUUUUUGGAGAAGUAGGUUUUUUUUUCUGCUUUUUCAGUGCAUUCAUUACUGCUUAUUAGAAAGAAAAUCAGAUAAAUUUUGAGUUUUCAGUUUCCUCCAAAAAAAAAAUCUCGAAUAGUAGUGUUAUUUUGCUUAUUAACUAAACAUUUAUUUAUUUUAUUAAAAAUAACUUUUCGUUCAAAUUUCCAGUUCCGAGUGUGGGCUCGACCUGAAGCUAUGAAAAUGGUGACCUACGCCCUCGAUUCUGGAGUCAAAGUUAUUGAUUACUACGAGCAGUUUUUUUCAAUAUCAAGUUCCCGUUGCAGAAACAAGGUGAAUCAAACUCUGAUUUACAAAACGGUAAUUUUUUUCUCUCAAUUUAUAGUAAAGUCCUCUGAAGUUGUUGGAAGAUCCCCCAGAUUUCAAAUAAUUUCAAACGUUGGAAAAAAAUUUUUUUAAGAAAUAAAGAAGGCCCAAUAAAAGGUAUAAAAUCAGUUAAAAUAUACAAAACUAGGCUAUUCUACCAAGUUUUGGUGAAAAAAAACGUUUUUUCCUCACCAUUUUCUCAAAUGAUUCAAUGUAACUUCGACUUUUUUCAAAAAAUGAAAAAAGAAAUUCAGACCUGGUCGCGUUACCGGACUUUUCUCAAGGUGCAAUGGAAAAUUGGGGUCUCGUUAAUUUCAGGUAUGAUUAUUUGGAUCAUUUCAAGAAAUAAUUCAUUGUAGGGAAGCCGAUUUACUUUACGACGAAGGAAUUUAUCUUCCCAAGACAAAGCAAAGAGUGGCGACCAUUAUUUCUCAUGAACUCGCUCAUCAGGUUGGGAAAAAAGUCGAGAAAUAUCGAGAUAUUUUGUUAAUUUCCCUUGAAAGGUGAAUUUUUCAGUGGUUCGGAAAUCUGGUCACAAUGAGUUGGUGGGACGAUUUGUGGCUCAAUGAAGGAUUCGCCAACUUUGUACAAUAUUCUGGAGCCAAUAUUAUCAGUAAUGGAAACUUUAGAAUGGUAAGAAUGACUGAAAAUUCACAAGAAUUACUUUUUUUACUGUUUCAAGUUUGAAACAACGAUGAACACGGCUAAUCGUCUCGAGACUUAUAUGAAGUUUGUCUAUGCUCCUUUAAGAAAUUUGCUCUUUUUGAAAUUUUCAAAUAGCGAUUAGUCAUACGAUCAAGAAACAUAGUGUCUGACAAAAAAAACACCUUUUUUGUCGUUUUGAGCUUGAUUCAAUCAAGAAAAGCUUUACGAUGCAGAAGUUCAAAAUAGUUAUUCUCGACCAUAUAGCUGUUUCAAAAGCAGAUUAAAACUAUGUUUACAAAAAAUCAUGAAUUGACAGUUCAAAUACGUUUAAAAAUCGAUACUAAGGCGGAAAACUUCGUGACGGACGAUCUUUCGCGUGCUCUGACUGCCGAUAGCAAGGCUUCUUCCCAUCCUUUAUCUUUCAAAAUUGAUAAAGCCAUGGAGGUCAUAGAAGCUUUCGAUGAUAUUUCUUAUAAAAAAGUGGGUCUUUUUGAUUUUGAUCUUCAUGAAAAUGAAGUUAAGGGAGCUUCGGUGAUAAGAAUGAUACGUCAAGUAAUUGGCGAGAAAAACUUUCAAAAGGGAAUUCAGGUGGGUGAAAAUGAACUUGUUUUGAAAAUGAACUACGUUUUUCCUGUCUCUUCAUUAAUAUAAUUUCAUCUUGAAACUGGAUUUCGAUUUCUAAUUUGAAAAAAAAUUGUGCUUUACUGUACCACCUUCACUAACCAUGGAUACUUAUUUUUUAGAUAUAUAUUUUUUCGGGUGAAGUCGGAAUGGUGGCUAGUGACCGCUAAAAGGGAGAGGCUCAAAAAAGGUCGCAGAAAGGCAGAAAAAAGGCAGCAAAAAGGCAGCAAAAAGGCAGCAAAAAGGCAGCAAAAAGGCAGAAAAAAGGCAGCAAAAAGGCAGCAAAAAACAAAAAAAAAGAAUCCCUUUUUCAAGCUUUCCAUUUUUUCUCGGGUUUCAAAGGCUCAAGAAAUGCUGGGAGAAGGUAGAGGCAGCAAAAAUGGUGCAUAAAAGCCGAUGAAAUGGCGCAAACAGGGAGCCUUUGUCGCCCUAAAAGGAACAUUUCUAUGGAGCCUUUUUCCACCCUUUCCGUCUUUGCCUAAGUCGUAACCACAUUCAAAAACAGAUAACCUUGAAAAUGACGGAUUUCAGUACUACCUCAAGGAACACCAGUACAGCAACGCCAACUCUUCGGAUUUAUUGAAAUCUCUCAACGAAAAAGUUCCCAGUUCCGUUCGCGGCCCAGACGGGGAGAAGCUCAACCUGGAGAACUUUGCUGAUCAAUGGACCACCCAGGUUAAAAUAUCGAAUGGUCCCAAUAUUUUCCUUCAGAUGGGGUACCCUCUUCUGACAGUCACCAGACUGAAUUCCACUACAGUCAGAAUCGAUCAGAAAAGGUUUAAAGAGGAAGAAAAUUCGUUGGAGCAGCGGAAGUAUCGGAAUCCGAAACAUGGGUGAGAUUACCUUUUUAGAAAAAUAAAAAUUCAAUUUUAAUUUUGCUAAAAAAACUGAAAAGAAAAACAGGUGGUGAAAUGCUUCUUUUUGAGAAAAAAAUCACUUCAAAAGAGAUAUAAAAAAACUUCAAAUUUUGAAUUCUGAUAUGCUUUUUUUGCGAAAAAAAGUGGCUUUGUGAUCAAAAUGUAUAUCUCAAGAAGAAAAAUUAAUCUAACUUGUAAAACUAUCAAAUUUUUCUCAAAAACCAUACUCCAGAAGAAGAGAUGUGAAAAAUGAUUUCAUGAAAGUUUUUUUUUGUAGUUAAAAAUUAAAUUUUCAGAUUCAAAUGGGAUGUUCCAAUUCGGUACCAGGACGGAAAUAUUGGAAAUUUGAAAAUGACCUGGCUAAAGAAAGGUUCUUCUUUGCAAUUAAAUUGAAUAUUUGGAAGUUUCUGUCUAAUCUUUUCAGUUAUUUAAAGGAGCAUAGACAUAUUGGACGGAGGUCUCAGGACGAAAAGCCGUUUCUAGCGUUUUUUGAAGUUUUGCGAGACAUUGCGCCUUCAAAUACAGUCCUAGGACAUUGGUAACGCGAAACGGACGUCUCUGGGCAUUUCUAGGGAUCACUUAAAAGUACAGACGCUACUAAAGUAGUCCCUAGAAAUGCGCAGAAGCGUCUGGAGAACGCCCGUUUCGCGGUACGAAUGUUCGAGGUUCGUCCUCCGCGACUUGAGUGUCUGCGUCUCUCUGUUCCCUCACCGGCGAGGUUAGAGAAACGUGAAAAGAGCACUAAAAAAUGAGAGUGACGGCGAGAGACGAGGAGAGCGCAGAAGUCGCGAAAAAUGAACUAUACCUUCGAAAGGGAUUCGAUCAAACUAGAUAUUAUCAAAGCUCUCAAAUUCCAGACACACCCCUACUUCUCCACGCUCCUUCUCCAGUUGUGCUAAACGCAGAAUCCUACGGGUUCUACCGAGUAAACUACGAUGAAACCGAGUGGAAGGCCAUCGGAGCGCAGUUGCUUCGAAACCACAAGGCUUUUCCUCAUUUUCUUUUGCAAACAAUAUAACUUUGCAGCGAUAUUCGUCAGUGACCCGUGGCCGCCUGAUUGAAGACUUAUUCCGUUGCGCCACCGUCGAUUUGGUUGACUACGACUUGGUUUUCGACUUCCUGAAGUAUCUCGAAAACGAAAAGGUUUCUUUUUUUGAAUAAAAACGAGAAAAUCGGAUACUUUGAGGAACAAGUUCCAUGGCAUUUCGUUUUCAUCGAAUUUCAGAAAAUCGUCAAUUAUUAUGGAGUCGAUCCUCAAGUCGAGUUUCCUAAGGUUUAUGCGUUUGAAAAAAAAACUCUUUUCUUUAAAAAUUUAGUCAAAUUUCUAGGAAAGUCGGGUUUUCGGAGAAAAAAAGGAAAAAAAUAAAUAAUAACCACAUAAAGGAGGAAAAACUAUGUUCUUUUUUUAUAAUUUUUUUUAUUAAUAUGUUCAGGAUUUGUUAAUAAAAAAACAGGUGAGGAACUUAAAAUUGGGUAAGAUCUAUCAAAGGAAAAAUAUACUUGCAAAAAAACACAACCAAAAAAAUAUUUCCAACUCCAAUAAUUAUUUGAAAUCAACUAGUUAGGAAAAACUUUCCUUGACUACAAAAUUUCAGAAAUUCCUUCUCAAGCUCCUGAAAAACAACUUCGACGCCACCAGUUUCGAAAAAUUAAGAUCAAACUACAAAGACGAAAACCAAUUUUUCGAAAUGUUCGUGACAAAAAGUGCAAAAAAAUUAAAAUGUUCUUCUAGGAACUUUUUGUUCCAACUUUUGGACACGGAAUGUUCCUUUGGAGACUCAUUUUGUGUCGAAAAAGCUGCUGAACUUUUCAAAACUGAAGUCGAAAAUGAAUGUGAGGAAUCCGAUGAAACUUCCAAGUGCAACAGGUAGGAAUUCUUGUCCAAAAAUUCAUUUUAGAAAUGGAACUGAAAAUUUCAAGACUAGCGGCGCCGCUGAGACAACUUUCCUACUGUUACGGAGUUCAGCAGGGAGGAAUCAAAAAUUUCAACAAGGUAAAUUGUGAAAAUAAAUUUGAAAAUUUGAGAAAUUCAUUAAAUUUUCAAUAUUUGUCAUUUUAGACAUGGAUGAGAGACUGGAAAAAUGAGAAAUUCUCUCCAAAUUUAGCAAAAACUAUGUGGAAUGAUUCUUCGUUUCACUAAUUUAAGUCAGCGGAUAGAAAUCAUGAUUUUUUUGAAGUUGUAAAAAUUUCAUAAACCUAGCCUUCAGAUUAGAAAAAUUGAAAAAUCGUCGGAAAAAAAUUGAAAUGAAACGAACUUUUUUUGAAUGAUUUUUUUGUAGUUUUUUCAAAACAACUGAGGUAAUACUUUGAAGCUUGAAAAAGGCCACAAAAAAAAACGGAAAAUUCAGUAAAUUCAUCUCAAAAGCUUGUAUUAUAAUCACUCUAGAAAACUGUUUUUUAAUUACUCAAAAAAGCUUGCUAAAAAAUUUAAAGGCGCAUGGCCUAAUUUCAAAAAGGUCUCGAGGAGAAGGUCUGUUCAUUUGUUCAAGAAAAAACUUAACACCUUUGGAGACGCAGAAAAUUUUCUAUGAAUCAUAAUUUAGGUUUUCAACUGGUAUCGGAACGAAAAAGUCCAAAGGGAGAAAAAUUAUCUUCUAAAAGGCCUGUCCUGCAUCAAAGACAUCCAGGUCUUGGAAAGGUGAAAUCAUCUCCAAUUGCAUUAUACAGGAGAUGAAUUCAGACUGCUUGAAAACGCGCUGAACCCGACAAAUAGCGAUUUCCGCCUUCAAGACGUCGUUUUUGUCUUCGCCGCCAUCAUGGACAACCCGCUCAGCGAAGGAAUAUUUUCCAGAUUUUUGUUAGAACGUUGGCAAGACUUUUUGCCGAGGUAUGGAAUUUUUGAAAGUGAAUAAAAUGACAAAAAAAUUUAGAGAUAAAAUUUUUUUUGAGAAAUGUGGAGUUCAAACUAUAGUGUAGUUUUUCUCAUAUUUUUAAAGUCAAGUAAAAACUGCUUUCAUAAGAAGGAAUAAUAGAAGGGUCUCCAGUAAACCUACGUGUGAUAUUUUUCUUUAUUUGAUUGAUAAAAUAAAAAAGCACAAGUUGAGUUCACUGCCAAAAAAUAAAACUAUAAAAAUGUUAUACUUUUCUUAAGAAUGUCGCAAGAAACCUCGUCCCUCUCCCAGAUAAUCAUGAUCCUGACGCGUAAUAUCAACUCUUCAGAAGGUUUACAAAAGGUAAAUUUUCAGAAUUAUCAUAAAUCAAAAUAACGCACCUCAAUUUUCAGUUGAAAACCUUCCAUUCCUCCACAAAAUCAGCUCAAAAAUACAACAUUUUCCAUGCGGCUUUUGAAGAAAUCACGAUUCGAAUUCGUUGGCGGGAGAAAAACCUUCAAAAAUUAUCGAAAAAAUUUGAAUCCCUCCUAACUCCGAAAACACUAUAUAUUUGACAAAGAAUAAAUGUUUUUUAAAAGCUGCAAAAAAGAAGAGGUCCUGGCCGGGAUCGAACCGGCGACCUUCUGCGUGUGAAGCAGACGUGAUAACCACUACACCACAGGACCGCUGGAGGUUUUGUCAGCGUCGGUGGCCAUGUAA